This is a messenger RNA of Gigantopelta aegis, 3393 nucleotides long. RefSeq names its product E3 ubiquitin-protein ligase RNF8-like. Gene Ontology annotation, molecular function: ubiquitin protein ligase activity; nucleic acid binding; histone binding. The transcript has 8 exons. Gene Ontology annotation, biological process: double-strand break repair; protein K48-linked ubiquitination; ubiquitin-dependent protein catabolic process. The coding region runs from base 36 to 1808 and encodes 590 amino acids. Lineage: Eukaryota; Metazoa; Mollusca; Gastropoda; Neomphalida; Peltospiridae. Gene Ontology annotation, cellular component: site of double-strand break; ubiquitin ligase complex; nucleus. The record is from RefSeq and is a predicted model, not a curated record.
GUUGACGAUCUUUAAACUUUUAAUUAAGUUUUUCUAUGCUGUAUUUAACAAUACAAAAUCCUAUUGUAUUUCCAAUGGCUUAUGAACACUUACCUUGUUUGCAGCGAAUUGGGGAUAAUGUAAAAAAGUAUCGUCUUCUCUUACUAGAAACCGAUAAGGUAACAAUUGGUCGAUCUCCAGAGGUGACACAUUGUUUGCUGUCUGUUAUGAUUUCACGAUGUCACUGCAUUCUCAAUAAAAAUCCUGAUUCAUCUUGGACAAUAACCGAUAACAAGAGUUUGAAUGGAGUGUUUGUAAAUGGUGAGAAACUUGUUGCCCAAGAACCCCAUAAACUGUCAGAAGGCGAUACCAUACAGCUUGGAAUAUCCACCUCUCCAUCAAAAGCUCCCGAGUUCUUAUACAAAUUUUUCUCAUCCGUGAAAAUCAAACGACAGAGACCGAAAUCUUCAAGUGACUCUGAACCGAAAUCCAAGAGACUGAAAAGUAGUCGGACUACAGAAGAUGAAAACAAAACCAAGUCCACACAGCCGGAGAGCGAUUCCCAUGUUUCCAGUUCGCAACCGGAUCUGGAAGAUGGUAAAGAUGUGACAAAGCGUCUGUGUGGAGAUCAAGUGGACGGCAGGUCUCCCUACAAGAAGUACAAGGAGCAGCUGAGAGACAACGAAGAGAGGCAAGCGGAGGAGAUGAGGAGGAUCCAGGAGCGGAUGCUGGAGAUGCAGAACCAGCUGAAGGAGAAGGAGGAGGAGCAGGCGAGGAUGCAGGAGGAGCUGAGCAAGGAGAAACAGGAGCGGGAGGCCCAGGCUGUGACACUGAGCGAACUCAAGAAGCAGGAGGAGAAGCUGAAGCAGGAGAUGCUACAGAAACAGGAAGCUUUAUUAAAAGAGAAAGUAGAAACGGAAAGACUAAUUCGUGAGGAACUUGAGACGCAGUUGAAGAGUCGCGAGGAUGAGCUGAUGGAUCACCUCAAAGUGCAGCGAGAAGCUCUUCUCUCGGAAAAACAGCGGGUGGAGGAGAGACUGCAGAAUGAAAUGGCGAAGGCUCUUGAAGAGAAAGAUAAACUGUUGGAAACAGAAUUGUUACAGCAAAAGGAGCAGCUUGACAAGGUUCUGGAGAAGAAGGAGCUGGAGCAGAAGGUAUUGGAGAGUCAGCUGCUGGACACGAAGGCGGAGAGUGAGAAACAGAAGGAGAGCGUUCUGCAGGCGCGCGAAGACGUCCUGUCCAACUUCGCCGAGCUCAUGGAGACUGAGCUGCAGUGCAGCAUUUGUAACGAACUUUUUGUCCAGGCGACAUCUCUGAACUGCUCACAUGCAUUUUGUGCCUUGUGUAUCGCAAACUGGAUGAAAAGAAAGAAGGAGUGUCCGAUCUGCCGUGCCCCGGUCACGUCACACAUGAGGUCGAUAGUUCUUGACAGCUAUAUCGAUGCAAUGUCCGAACACCUCAGUGACGAGAUGAAAGAGAAGCGAAAAGAACUAGUCCAGGCAAGAAAAGAGGAGCAGGCAAAGUUUGAUGAAGAAAACAGAGUACAGGAGCCUGGACCGUCGGGUGGUAGAGGGAGGGGGCGGGGGCGGGUGCGGGGCCAGGCUCGAGUUAGAGGAGCCGCCCGUGGUGGCCCAGGUGGCUCACGGCACUCAGAACGUCUCAUUGUUGUGGAGAGUGAUGAUUCCGAGUUGUUGACUGACGACAGUGAAAAUGACAACAGUGACAGUGGCAGUGUUAGUGGAGAGAGUGACUCCUAUUAUGGUGGAUAUGGAAGAUGCUAUACAUGUGGUGCUCUUGGUCAUUGGGCAAAUGGAUGUCCUUUAAAUUAGUGACUUCUGAAAAUUCGUCCUGUCAACGAUUACUGAUGGAAUAAUGCCCAUAUGUCAUUGAGAAAGUACUGACCGGAAAACUCUGUCCAGAUUUACAAUAAUGGUUCAGUUAUUAGUGGCCAAAUUAAUAACUACAGUUGUCUGGCAGGUUGGCUGUUUCAAAUGGAUGAUGAAAACCUUUAUGAAUGAUCAUAUCAAAGGAACCUUCAGUGUACUAAGUUCCAAGCAAUGUUUUUAUACCAUCACCCAUUCAAGGCACAGACCCCUUUGGCUUGGUCCAGGGCAGAGGGGAAAUUUUGAUUGAUUUAUAGCGAAAGAAGGGAGAAUUAUAGAUUUGAUGCAUUGGUCUAAAUUUGUUUUUAGUGCUAUUGGGUUAAUUAUCUUUAUUAUCUUGCCAUUUUUGAACGGGCACCCAAAUUGUGAAAAAUAAUAAGCUACUUUUAUUUAAUUAUUUAAGCUCAGGAGGGAGUAUUGGAAAGUGGUGGGUUUUGCACCCAAUGCAGCUUCACCCUACAACACCCAGUCUUGCCGGGCCGGAGUCCCAUGGGGCAGGAUUUACCAGAGUGGGUGGUUGGGGAUUUGGGAAAGGCCAGUAGACCCUACUGGCUGUAAUUACCUAUGCCCUAUCAGCUGAAACCACCUACACACUAUCGUUCCUUACUACCAACAAUUCCACCCACCCACAGUCGUCCAUUCAAGUCUGAGAUGCAAGGUACAGGAGGAUAAGGUGAUGAAGUUUAUGUUGAUGAAGAUGAAGGUGACAAUUCUGGAUGUUAAUAGAUGAACAUAAGUAUGCUGUUUAGCUGUCAUACGAAGUGUUGGAGUGUUGGAUCGUUAGUUUGAUGUUCUGGAGAUAUAACGAAGAAACACCAGGCAGAAAAAAAAAGUCUUCGUUGAAUAUUGUGUGGUUGUGUGACAUGUCACUUAUAUUGAUGGCUCAGACGAGUAGUGCACCAGUUAUUUAUGAACCCUAAAUCUGUACCAGUGUUUCUUGUCUGAUAGUUGAUCGGGACCCGUACAGAUGAUUCACAUUAAGAUUCAUGAUGAAUUCAUUACAGAGAGCCAUCAAAUACCACACAAGUAUUAUAUUGUGAUGAAAGUUUAGGUGUAUCUACCACCAGGGAAAUUGGUGACGGGAGUCCCUCACAGAUAAUGACCAACGUUAAUUCAAUGUUUAGUUGUUAGUAGACUCAUAGCCAUCUGUCUUUAGACAGAGGAAUGAUGAAGUCCUUUACUGAAAGUGUCUAAAGCAGCUAACAGUUUGUUAGGGGAUAUUUAAGUAUACCAGGGGAGCUCCAGUUGUUAAGAGAUUUGACACAAGCUGGUCCAAAGCAUCACUUUCUUUGGAGGAUUUAGAUUUGGUUGACAUGAGAGAUUAAAACUAAUUCAGUAUUCCUUUAAAAACAUGUUUUUGUCUUUCAUCAUGGAGAAGCUGUUGAGGCUUGUCUCUAAUUCACAAGGGGACGGGAUGUAGCCCAGCGGUAAAACGUUUGCUUGAUGCGUGAUCGGUCUAGGAUCGAUCCCCGUCGGUGGGCCCAUUGGGCUAUUUCUCGUUCCGGCAAGUGCUCCACAACUCGUGUAACAA